Messenger RNA from Crotalus tigris (Tiger rattlesnake), 2659 nucleotides. RefSeq names its product GDP dissociation inhibitor 2 (gene GDI2). The record is from RefSeq and is a predicted model, not a curated record. Gene Ontology annotation, cellular component: cytoplasm. Lineage: Eukaryota; Metazoa; Chordata; Lepidosauria; Squamata; Viperidae. The transcript has 11 exons. Bases 35 to 1723 code for a protein of 562 amino acids. Gene Ontology annotation, molecular function: Rab GDP-dissociation inhibitor activity. Gene Ontology annotation, biological process: vesicle-mediated transport; small GTPase-mediated signal transduction; protein transport.
CGGCCGCCGGCCGGGCAGCGCCCCCUGGGCGACGAUGGCGGGGAUUGGGGCGCCCUCCAGCUCCUCCUCCUCGGGUGGCGGGCGAGGCCCCGCCCCGCCCUCCAAAGGCCCCGCCCCUCUGGCGCGGUCUCCUCCCGGCGGCGGCGGAGGCAGCAGCAGCGUCGCCUCCAUUUUCUCCUCAGCCGUCGCCUCGUCCUCCUCCAGCGCCGGCGCUCACGGCCGCCGCGGGCCCGAACCGCCGCCCAAGCCCCGGCCCCGCCGCCCGAGCCCCGUCGCCGCCGCCGCCCCCGCGCGAGGGAGGCCCCCCAGCGCCGCGCCCCCGCCGCCCGGCCUCGCCCGCCGCCCGGCCGCCGCCUCCGCUGCAGUCACCGCCGCCAUGAACGAGGAGUACGACGUGAUCGUGCUGGGCACCGGCCUGACGGAAUGCAUCCUCUCUGGCAUCAUGUCGGUGAAUGGCAAAAAGGUCCUGCACAUGGACCGCAAUGCUUACUAUGGAGGGGAAAGUGCUUCUAUUACACCCCUGGAAGAUCUGUACAAAAGGUUUUCCAUGCCAGGAGUCGUCCCGGAGUCGAUGGGCCGAGGAAGAGACUGGAACGUCGAUCUGAUCCCCAAAUUUCUUAUGGCCUGUGGCCAGUUGGUCAAGAUGCUGCUGUACACGGAGGUGACUCGCUACCUGGACUUCAAGGUGAUCGAAGGCAGCUUCGUCUACAAGGGCGGGAAGAUCUAUAAAGUCCCUUCAACCGAAGCGGAAGCCCUCGCCUCCAGUUUGAUGGGCCUGUUUGAGAAAAGACGCUUCCGGAAGUUUCUAGUCUACGUGGCCAACUUUGACGAGAACGACGCCCGCACCUUCGAAGGGGUGGACCCCAAGAAGACCACCAUGCGCGACGUCUACAAGAAGUUUGACCUCGGCCAGGAUGUGAUUGACUUCACGGGCCACGCCCUGGCCCUGUACAGGACGGAUGACUAUCUAGAUCAACCUUGCCAAGAAACCAUCAACAGGAUUAAACUGUACAGCGAGUCUUUGGCGAGAUACGGCAAAAGUCCCUACCUCUACCCUCUCUAUGGCUUGGGCGAGCUGCCCCAGGGAUUCGCCAGGCUCAGUGCCAUCUACGGAGGGACCUACAUGUUGAACAAGCCCAUCGAAGAGAUUGUCAUAGAGAACGGCAAAGUGGUCGGCGUGAAAUCGGAAGGCGAGAUCGCCCGUUGCAAGCAGCUCAUCUGCGACCCCAGCUACGUCCCGGACCGGGUGAAGAAAAUGGGCAAGGUGAUCCGGGUCAUCUGCAUCCUGAACCACCCCAUCCGGAACACCAACGACGCCAACUCCUGCCAGAUCAUCAUUCCCCAGAACCAAGUCAACCGGAAGUCGGACAUCUACGUCUGCAUGAUCUCGUCCGCCCACAACGUGGCGGCCCAGGGCAAGUACAUCGCCAUUGUGAGCACCACCGUGGAGACCAACAAUCCCGACAAGGAGAUCAGGCCCGCCAUGGACCUGCUGGAGCCCAUUGAGGAGAAAUUUGUUAGUGUCAGCGACAUGUUUUCACCAACCGACCUGGGCAGAGAAAGCCAGAUCUUUAUCUCCCGCACCUACGACCCCACCACCCACUUUGAGACCACCUGCGAUGACAUCAAAGACAUUUACAAGCGGAUGAUGGGCUCCGAGUUCGACUUCGAAGAGAUGAAGCGGAAGAAGAACGACAUCUACGGAGAGGAGGAGCAGCAGUGAGCGGGGCCAGGACGUCUCUCAAUACCCCACCCCACCCCACUCCCUGGCUCUCGGCCGCUGGCUGGGGGCGCCCCCCCCCCCCGCACGGAGGACCUUUUAAGCUGAGCGCCAUACCCAGCUCACCGUUGUAAGGCCCUGUUUUUUUUUUCCCUCUCUGCCUCCUUCCUUCCUUCCCUCCAUCCCUCUCUCUUUCUCUGCCCUCCCUCCCUGAAUCAUAUCUCUGGAGAUUGAAAGGACCCUGCGCUGAUCCAAACCCCUCCCUCCCUCUCUUUUCCGAUAUAAUCAUGUGUCCAUUUCAGGUUGCGGUGUUCAGAUUGGCAGGUGCUACAACCCCCACAACUCUCUCUCUCUAACUCUUUUGCUAACUCCGCUCUCAGCCCUUCGAAAAAGAAAGAAAGAAAGAAAGAAAGAAAGGAAGGAAGAGAAAGAAAGAAAGAAGAAAGAAAGAAAGAAAGAAAGAAAGAAAGAAAGAAAGAAAGAAAGAGAAGCCAGCCGGUUCCCGAGUGGGAUGGGGGUAAAAUGGGACACAAGGACCACCAGCCAGAGGGUCUCUCUUAGCCCCCCCCCAGACUACCAUCUUUUCCCCCCAAAUCCUGGCGGUCCAUGCCCUGAUAUCAGCCUUUCUCUCUUCCCCCCCCCCCAAGAAAAUAAAAAUAUCCCAUUUCAUGCCAGCCAAAAGUUCCCAUCGAAUCUGCUCGCCUGCCAAAAGCUGCCUUCCAGCUGCCCCUCCUGAAGCGGCAGCUCGUUAAAAAAAGAGUCCCCGACAAUUUUGCGGUUUUUGGGUUCAUUUUUUUUUGUUUAAACCCCCCUCCUUAAAUCUCCCCCGUCCUCCUAAGCUUCUCAAAACUUGUUUACAUCUGUUGGGACACAACUGCGCCGCGAGGCUUCUGUUUGUGUUUUAAAAGUGCUACUAAUAAAAAAAAGAAAAAGAAAAAA